AUGGAUGUAAAUAACAUAUCAGAAAUAAAAGAUGGCGAUUCGACGCGUUCUCUCGUGUUGAUAGAAGCGCCAUCUAUAUUAAGCAUAACUAAACCGAAAUCUGAUGGGAACGGCAAGAAAAAGAGACGUCGCGGAAAAACUAAACGCAAAAUGAUAAAACCGUAUUUAAAAAUAUCGUGGCAAGAAAGAAGAAAAAAUGAGACCCGAAAUAACAGUAAGAGGAACAAACGGUUUAGAAAAAUUGUAUUAGCUAAAACACAGGCACCUUUCAACAAUAAUCAGUUUUUAAUGGAAAUUCAUAAGCCGGAACCCGAAAACAAUUUUAAUUUAUUUAGAACCCCUUCCGCUCGUACUCGCGAUUCCAGUUUUAGUGUUGAUUCAGAAGAUAAUAAUUAUUUUUUGGCAUUACCCGAAGAUGAAGAAGAAUAUUUGACAAAAGAAUUUUCCAGUGUUUAUGAAGAUGCACAGUGUGAACGAUUGUCUAACAUGUCUAAAAACGAACUUAUUGAAGAAUAUCUCUUAUUAGAAGCAAAAUAUGAUACUCUUCUUAAACGAGCUGACCGCAAUCGAUCAAAGGAUACUGAAGCAGACAAAAGUUAUACUUUGGAUACUUCUGAAGAGGACUGUGCAUCAACAGAAAAAGAUCUAUCAACUACAGAAGGAAAAUCUCUGUCAGACAUCUUACAGCGCCUUAAGGAACAGGAGGAUCAAAUAAGGGAGCUCCAGUUGACAAACGAAAAGUUACGACUUGAAAAUGAACACUUACAACAAAAUCAUCACAGCAUGAGUGAGGAUUCUGAAAGUGAUAGUUCCUCAAGUUCUGACAGUUGCAGUACCUCAAGUUGCAAUUCUAGCCCAGUUCGAGAGACAGAUACUGUUGUUAAUAGUGAAGAACCUGUUAUUCAAGUUAAUGGCGUCCACAAUAGUCCAGAUAACCUUGAUCAUGAACAGCCCCUUGUAAAUGGUUUUCAUAAUCCCGCAGAAUAA
This is a messenger RNA of Leptosia nina, 987 nucleotides long. The record is from the annotation of a GenBank genome assembly. NCBI's taxonomy places the organism in Eukaryota, Metazoa, Arthropoda, Insecta, Lepidoptera, Pieridae.